AUGGUCACAGAGGAGAUGAACCAAAUGCUAAUGAAAGAUUUUGAAUUUUCUGAGGUUCAAGAUGCAAUUCUUAAUAUGAAUCCUAUGAGUUCCCUAGGUCCUGAUGGGUUUUCAGUUGGAUUUUUUCAACAACAUGGGGGUGUAAUAGGUAAGGAAUUUUGUGAGGCAGUUAUUACAACUCUUAAUACAAACAAUUGGGAUAGCUCUUUUAAUGAGACCUUCAUAGUGUUAAUCCCAAAGGUAAAAAAUCCCUCUGAGGUUAUUGAAUUCAGGCCGAUAAGUUUGUGUAAUGUAAUGUAUAAGGUUAAGGCCAAAGCAAUAGCAAACAAAUUGAAGAACAUUUUGCCAAGCAUCAUUUCGACAACUCAAACUGCAUUUAUGCUAGAAAGGAUGAUAGCAGACAGUAUCAUAGUGGCUUAUGAAGUUGUUCAUUCCAUGCAGUCCAAAAUGAAGGGUCCUAAAGGGGGUAUAUGGCUCUUAAGAUGGACAUGA
Messenger RNA from Juglans regia (Persian walnut), 492 nucleotides. RefSeq lists its product as uncharacterized. NCBI's taxonomy places the organism in Eukaryota, Viridiplantae, Streptophyta, Magnoliopsida, Fagales, Juglandaceae. The coding region runs from base 1 to 492 and encodes 163 amino acids. The transcript has a single exon. The record is from RefSeq and is a predicted model, not a curated record.